Messenger RNA from Salvelinus fontinalis (brook trout), 7598 nucleotides. Its product is annotated as neuroblast differentiation-associated protein AHNAK-like. Gene Ontology annotation, cellular component: nucleus; cytoplasm; costamere. Gene Ontology annotation, molecular function: protein binding. The record is from RefSeq and is a predicted model, not a curated record. The transcript has 5 exons. Lineage: Eukaryota; Metazoa; Chordata; Actinopteri; Salmoniformes; Salmonidae. Bases 138 to 5975 code for a protein of 1945 amino acids. Gene Ontology annotation, biological process: regulation of RNA splicing.
GCAUGGACUGCUAACACUGUCACAACUUUCUCACAUCGGUGGUAAAACUCCGCGGUGGCGGAGUAACAAGAAACUGCACGGUCAGAACAACCCAAUGGAGACUAAGAUUUAGACAGAAGAGCUUUUCAUAAAGAAUCAUGCCUGGUGUCCGCAGCGGGAAGAGGCUCUCUGAUGGGCUGAUGCUGGAGGAAUCAGAGAAAGGACAAUUGGUCGUUUCCAGUGUUGUUGAUGGAUCAUUGGCCAAUCAGGGGCUGAAAGAAGGAGAUGAAAUUGUGGGUGCCACAAUCAACUUUGACCAACUUUCGAAAGACGAUGUGUUGAAAAUCCUGAAGUUGAUGGAUGAUAAUGGAUUGGAUGAGAAGGUUCAAGUUUUGACGAAAAAUAAUUUGCACAAGAGUAUGGGGACCUUGGACAGCAUGAAAGCACCAGAGGAGAUGUUGAACGAUUCCUAUAACAGACUCAAUGCCAAAAUAAAGAAGUUCAUGAAGGAGGACAGCUCUGGACAACCUACAGCUUCUAGGGAAAGAGGCUCUCCUAACAGACAGGUACCGAGAGCUCUCUGGGUCAAGCCUGAUGUCAGAGGAACAGACUCUAGAGUGACUCUCGAUGCUCCUGGUGGAGAACUUUCGUUGCCUAAUGCCAACAUGAGUACAACGGAUUUCUCCCUAGCUCAAUUGAAUGGGUCUAUAGAGGCUGAUCCUGAUGUCAAUAUCUCAGAUUUACCUUCAGUAGACCUUAAAGGUUCCAAAAUAGAUCUAGAAUUGCCAAAUUCAGACAUUGGCAUCCCAUCUGGGAAGAUCAAAAAACCAAGUCUUGGUAUGGCUGACUUUGCUAUGUCUGGACUAAGAUUUAGGAAUCCAGACCUGGACCUCUCAGCGGAUGAGAUGUGUGUAUCAGACGUCAGUUUGCCUGACCUCAGUACUUCAGAUAUUGACAUACCCUCAGGUAAAUUCAAACUAACGAAACCACAUGCAGAACUCAAAGCUCCUGAUUUCGAUGUGGAUGCCCCCUCUGGUAAACUGAAGAUGCCCAAAUUUGAUGAUGAUGUAAAAGCACCAAAGCUAAUUCUCAAAGCUCCCAAGAUAAAAGGUGGACUUGAUGCACCUGACUUGGAUUUACCCAAAGUCGACCUGAAAUCACCUAAAUUAGAUGUAAACACUCCAGGUAUUGACAUUGAUUCACCCACAGGGAAAUUGAAAAUGCCCAAAUUGAAAAUGUCAACAUUUGGAAUGAAGGGGCCACAUAUUGACAAAGAUGGAGAUAUAGAGGGACCAGACCUGAACUUGUCAUCUCCCAAACUCAAGGGUCCCAAAGCAAACCUCAGCAUUCCAGAUGCUGAUAUUGACAGUCCAUCAGGAAAAUUCAAAAUGCCAACUUUCAAGAUGCCACAUUUAGGUUCCUCUGGACCAAAGGUUAAGGGGCCUGACUUGGAUCUUUCAGCCCCCAAGUUUAAAGGUGGGAUUGAUGCCCCUGACAUGGAUUUACCAGACAUGGGCCUCAAAGCCCCUAAAUUAGAUGUAAACACUCCAGAUAUUGACAUAGAUUCACCCACAGGGAAAUUCAAAAUGCCAACUUUCAAGAUGCCAGAUUUAGGUUCCUCUGGACCAAAGGUUAAGGGGCCUGACUUGGAUCUUUCAGCCCCCAAGUUUAAAGGGGGAAUCAGUCCCCCAGAUCUGAAUCUGCCAGAUCUCAAAGGCCCCAAACUAGGCCUAAAUGCACCAGAUGUAAACUGUAAUAUGCCCUCAGGUAAAGUCAAAGUACCUACAUUGAAGAAACCAAAGGUUGAUCUGAAUGCUCCUGAUCUGGACAUUAACGGCCCCUCUGGUAAACUGAAAAUGCCCAAAUUUGGGCUGUCUGGUACAUUGCCAAAAUCCACAAAACUGAAUCUCAAAGCUCCAAAGAUAAAGGGGGGAAUUGAUUCCCCAGAUCUGAAUUUUCCAGAUGCUGAUCUCAAAGCCCCUAAACUAGAUGUGAAUACCCCGGAUCUUGACAUCAGUGCAUCCUCUGGGAAAUUCAAAAUGCCCAAAUUCAAAAUGUCUAAAUUCAAAGGCCUAAAAAGACCAGAUGUUGACAUUGAUGGAGACUUAGAGGGCGCAGAUAUAGAUAUCAAUGCCCCCACAGCUAACCUCAAAGGUCCCAAAACAGGUCUAAAAAUGCCAGAUUUGAAGAUGCCUGGUUUCGGGCUAUCUGGGCCAAAUGUAGAUGAACCUGACUAUGACUUACCUGAUAUUGAUCUCUCAGCCCCAAAGCUAAAAGGGGGCAUCAAUCCCCCAGAUUUGAAACUACCUAAAGGUAAAAUCAAAGGCCUAAAACUAGACCUCAAUGAUCCAGAUUUGGAUGUUGACGCUACCUCAGGAAAACUGAAAAUGCCCAAAUUUGGACUCUCAGGCACUAUGCCAAAAGGACCAAAUCUGGACUUAAAUGCAGGUGCGAAACCACCAAAGUUCAGUCUAAAUAUGCCAAAGAUAAAAGGUGGACUUGAUGCGCCUGACAUGGAUUUACCAGACAUGGACCUCAAAGCCCCUAAAUUAGAUGUAAACACUCCAGAUAUUGACAUUGAUUCACCCACAGGGAAAUUGAAAAUGCCCAAAUUGAAAAUGUCAACAUUUGGAAUGAAGGGGCCACAUAUUGACAAAGAUGGAGAUAUAGAGGGACCAGACCUGAACUUGUCAUCUCCCAAACUCAAGGGUCCCAAAGCAAACCUCAGCAUUCCAGAUGCUGAUAUUGACAGUCCAUCAGGAAAAUUCAAAAUGCCAACUUUCAAGAUGCCACAUUUAGGUUCCUCUGGACCAAAGGUUAAGGGGCCUGGCUUGGAUCUUUCAGCCCCCAAGUUUAAAGCUGGGAUUGAUGCCCCUGACAUGGAUUUACCAGACAUGGACCUCAAAGCCCCUAAAUUAGAUGUAAACACUCCAGAUAUUGACAUUGAUUCACCCACAGGGAAAUUGAAAAUGCCCAAAUUGAAAAUGUCAACAUUUGGAAUGAAGGGGCCACAUAUUGACAAAGAUGGAGAUAUAGAGGGACCAGACCUGAACUUGUCAUCUCCCAAACUCAAGGGUCCCAAAGCAAACCUCAACAUUCCAGAUGCUGAUAUUGGCCGUCCAUCAGGAAAAUUCAAAAUGCCAACUUUCAAGAUGCCACAUUUAGGUUCCUCUGGACCAAAGGUUAAGGGGCCUGGCUGGGAUCUUUCAGCCCCCAAGUUUAAAGCUGGGAUUGAUGCCCCUGACAUGGAUUUACCAGACAUGGACCUCAAAGCCCCUAAAUUAGAUGUAAACACUCCAGAUAUUGACAUUGAUUCACCCACAGGGAAAUUGAAAAUGCCCAAAUUGAAAAUGUCAACAUUUGGAAUGAAGGGGCCACAUAUUGACAAAGAUGGAGAUAUAGAGGGACCAGACCUGAACUUGUCAUCUCCCAAACUCAAGGGUCCCAAAGCAAACCUCAACAUUCCAGAUGCGGAUAUUGACAGUCCAUCAGGAAAAUUCAAAAUGCCAACUUUCAAGAUGCCACAUUUAGGUUCCUCUGGACCAAAGGUUAAGGGGCCUGGCUGGGAUCUUUCAGCCCCCAAGUUUAAAGCUGGGAUUGAUGCCCCUGACAUGGAUUUACCAGACAUGGACCUCAAAGCCCCUAAAUUAGAUGUAAACACUCCAGAUAUUGACAUUGAUUCACCCACAGGGAAAUUGAAAAUGCCCAAAUUGAAAAUGUCAACAUUUGGAAUGAAGGGGCCACAUAUUGACAAAGAUGGAGAUAUAGAGGGACCAGACCUGAACUUGUCAUCUCCCAAACUCAAGGGUCCCAAAGCAAACCUCAACAUUCCAGAUGCUGAUAUUGGCCGUCCAUCAGGAAAAUUCAAAAUGCCAACUUUCAAGAUGCCACAUUUAGGUUCCUCUGGACCAAAGGUUAAGGGGCCUGACUUGGAUCUUUCAGCCCCCAAGUUUAAAGGGGGAAUCAGUCCCCUAGACCCGAAUCUGCCAGAUCUCAAAGGCCCCAAACUAGGCCUAAAUGCACCAGAUGUAAACUGUAAUAUGCCCUCAGGUAAAGUCAAAGUACCUACAUUGAAGAAACCAAAGGUUGAUCUGAAUGCUCCUGACCUGGACAUUAACGGCCCCUCUGGUAAACUGAAAAUGCCCAAAUUUGGGCUGUCUGGUAAAAUGCCAAAAUCCACAAAACUGAAUCUCAAAGCCCCAAAGAUAAAGGGGGGAAUUGAUUCCCCAGACAUGAAUUUACCAGAUGCUCAUCUCAAAGUACCUAAACUAGAUGGAAAUGCCCCUGAUCUUGACAUCAAUGCACCUUCUGGGAAAUUCAAAAUGCCCAAAUUUCAAGUGCAUAAAUUCAGAGGCCUAAAGGGACCAGAUGUUGACAUUGAUGGAGACUUAGAGGGCCCAGAUAUAGAUAUCAAUGCCCCCACAGCUAACCUCAAAGGUCCCAAAACAGGUCUAAAAAUGCCUGAUUUGAAGAUGCCUGAUUUCGGGCUAUCUGGGCCAAAUGUAGAUGAACCUGACUAUGACUUACCUGAUAUUGGCCUCUCAGCCCCAAAGCUAAAAGGGGGAAUCAGUCCCCCAGAUUUGAAACUACCUAAGGGUCAUCUCAAAGGGCCCAAACUAGAUCUCAAUGAUCAAGAUUUUGAUGUUGAUGCUCCAUCUGGUAAACUGAAAAUGCCCAAAUUUGGGCUUUCAGGCACAAUGCCAAAAGGACCAAAUGUGGACAUAAAUGCAGGUGCGAAGUCACCAAAGUUCAGUCUAAAAAUGCCAAAGAUUAAAGGUGGGAUUGAUGCCCCUGAUGUGGAUCUACCAGACAUUGACCUCAAAGACCCUAAAUUAGAUGUAAACACUCCAGAUAUUGACAUUCAUUCACCCACAGGGAAAUUGAAAAUGCCCAAUCUGAAAAUGCCUAAAUUUGGAAUGAAAGGACCAGAUAUUGACCUAGAUGGAGAUAUAGAGGGACCAGACCUGAACUUGUCAUCUCCCAAACUCAAGGGCCCCAAAGCAGAUCUCAACAUUCCAGGUGCUGUUAUUGACAGUCCAUCAGGAAAUUUCAAGAUGCCAACUUUCAAGAUGCCAGAUUUAGGUUUAUCUGGACCAAAAGUUAAGGGGCCUGACUUAGAUCUUUCAGCUCCCAAGUUUAAAGGGGGAAUCAAUCACCCAGAUUUGGAUCUGCCAGAUGUUGCCCUCAAAGGCCCCAAAUUAGACCUCAAUGCACCAGAUGUAAACUUUAAUAUGCUCUCCGGUAAAGUCAAAGUACCUACAUUGAAGAAACCAACAGUUGAUCUGAAUGCUCCUGAUCUGGACAUUGAUGGCCCCUCUGGCAAACUGAAAAUGCCCACAUUCUUGCUGCCUGGUACAAUGUCAAAAUCCCCAGACUUGAGGCUCAAAGCUUCAAACAUUAAGGGGGGAAUUGAUGUUCCAGACAUGAAUUUACCAGAUGCUGAUCUCAAAGCCCCUGAACUAGAUGUGAAUGCCCCAGAUCUUGACAUCAAUGAACCCUCUGGGAAAUUCAAAAUGCCCAAAUAUAAAAUGCUUAAAUUCAGAGACCUAAAGAGACCAGAUGUUGACAUUGAUGGAGACUUAGAGGGCGCAGAUAUAGAUAUCAAUGCCCCCACAGCUAACCUCAAAGGUCCUAGAACAGGUCUAAAAAUGCCAGAUUUGAAGAUGCCUGGUUUCAGGCUAUCUGGGCCAAAUGUAGAUGAACCUGACUAUGACUUACCUGAUAUUGACCUCUCAGCCCCAAAGCUAAAAGGGGGAAUCAGUCCCCCAGAUUUGAGACUAUCUAAGGGUCAUCUCAAAAGCCCAAAACUAGACCUCAAUGCUCCAGAUAUGCCCUCAGGUAGAGUCAGAGUUCCAACCAUAGAGAGGCCAAAUGGUAGCAUCAAUGCCCCUGAUUUUGACAUCAACAUUCCUACAUUCAAAAUGCCCAAAAUGCCUACAUUUGGGUUGUCUACACCAAAAGGACCGGAUCAUGACAUCAGUGCUGACCUAGAUUAAAUUGCCUGGACCUACCUACAAUUGACUUAAAAGCCCCUAACAUGGAUUUAAACACUCCAGAUAUUAACAUUGGUUUACCGUCUUGGAAAUUCAAAAUGUCUCACCUCAAAUGCCUAAAUUCGGCCUUUCUGGUCUUGAAGGUUUCCAGAUGCUGGAAUAGAUGGAGACAUUGAUGGACCGGACCUGAACUUGUCAACCCUGAAAGUAAACACAGGGAUCGGUAGUCCAGAUUUAGACAUAAAAGUUCCCUUUGGUAACCUCAAAGGCCCCCAAGCUGAUCUCAAUUUGCCAGACAGUGACGUUGCUAUACAAUCUCGAAAAUUCAAACUGCCGUUGUUAAAUAUGCCUCAGUAUGGAAAUCCCAAUAGAAGAGCAGUAUCAGAUAUGGACUUUAUGAAAACAAAUGACAUUUCUCCUCCAAAGGCUAAAGUGGAUCUAAAAGCACCAGACUUGAAAGUUAGUCACCCAGAUGUCCGCCUGAGUUUACCCAAAGCUGAUAUCAGAGGCCCAGAAUACAAAGUGUCAUCGCAUAGUAAACGCAGAUCUGAUAGAGCACAUAUAAAAGAUUUGAUAUGCCAGGACAAGUAUAUAUGAAAGUGCCUGUUGGGAAGUCUAGGAAGGUCAAAGGAAGCGCUACUUAUCCCAUUGCAGAUAUUGAUUUGCCAGAAAUUGAUUACCAAGUGUUUGGUGUGGAUCUGAGAGGUUCAAACCUUAACCUUGGCGACCUCACAGUGAAAUCAUAAAUUCCCAAUACCAAGACUUCUAAAUUGGGUAGUUAUACAAGAAUACCAGAUAUAGACUCAAGUCUUCCCAGUAUUAACGCCUCAAUCCCUAUAUUCCCACUCCAAAGUGUGGAUUAGUGGUUUCACAGACAGAUUUUAAUUUGAGAAGAACUGACCUCAAGGGCAAUAAACAAUCGGAAACCCCAACUGGUGAAUGAAACCGGCAGAUAAAAAAAGUACAAAACAGUCUAAAAUUGUAGUCUAUGACAAAUUUGACUCAUGGUUCAAACCCCAAAAUUUCUGAAGAUCAAAUAUAUUUAAUCACUGUACAGUAUUUCCCAAACAUGCCAAAGAUGAUGUACCAGACGGAACUGGGAGCCUGAAAAAUUGGCACAAGGAAGAGUCAAACCGUAGAUCUCAUACACUCAGAUGUCUCGACUUCAGUGCAUCAAAUGUGGACCUUAAAGUUCCAGAAGAUGAGAACUUAAAAGGGUCAAAGCUUAUAUAGGAUUCAGACAACUGACUAAAUGUAAUUUUAGGCUUGUUUGAAUCACAAUCUUCUGUUGAAACAAUGCAGAAAACUUCUGUUACUUGCACUUAUUUGUACUUUUUAUGUAAAUUGAUUGGUGUUUGUUAUGAACAUGUUGAAAAUGUAUGUGUAAAGGGUUCUCAUUUUGUCACAUUGUUUUACAAAAUGGAUGAAAAGCUUUUUGAAAAGGUGUUUUUACUGUACACUUGCUGUAUUACAAUAAUUUGUUUUAUCUUUACAUUAAUGCAACAAAACAAUUAAUUCUAAAAAAAAUCUUAAUGCAUUAGCCUAGAUAACAUUAUUCUGACCAGAUUCUGACAGUAGGCCUUAUUUUCCAUAUUUUUGCUCUUGAAAUAACAUCUGGAAAAUUAA